AUGUCGGCGACCAUGUCUUCGUAUGUGCUAGACACGCUGUGGCAGCUGACCAACUGCUUCAACUGCUUCCCGAGCAACCCGGCGCUCAAGAUCAAUGGCCGGUCAUACAAGAUCCUCCGUCUGCUGGGAGAGGGCGGCUUCUCAUACGUCUACCUGGUCCAAUCCCCACCCUCACCAAACCUGCAUGCCCUCAAAAAGAUCCGUUGUCCAUUUGGUGCCGAGUCGGUCGCUCUAGCUCUCAAGGAAGUCGAAGCAUACAGCUUGUUCCAACCGCAUCCUAACAUCAUCCACGCCCUCGACCAUGCCGUCAUUCCGGAUCGCAGCGACCCGUCAGCAAAGACUGUCUAUAUCCUUCUUCCAUACUACCGUCGCGGCAACCUGCAAGAUGCCAUCAAUGCGAACCUCGUCAAUGGCGCAAAGUUCCCCGAGCGUCGAUUGAUGAUCCUGUUCCGCGGCGUCUGUGUAGCACUACAGGCAAUGCACAAUUACAAGGUUGGAGGAGCUCCUGGAGGCAAGGGUGCACAGUCAAGAGCUAAGCGUGUGCGCGCCGAUGCUGCAAGAGCCGAUAGAGGAGAAGACCAUGGCGACGACGAUGAUGGAUUGGGCGACGCAGAACCGCUGAUGGAGGGCGAGAUAUCUAUGGCGCAAGAGGGCAUGUCGGAUGGCCAAGUCAGAGCAUACGCCCAUCGCGACAUCAAGCCUGGCAACAUCAUGAUCUCAGACGACGGCCAAUCUCCCAUACUCAUGGAUUUGGGCUCCAUUUCUCCAUCACCGACCCCAAUCACAUCUCGCGCGCUAGCAUUGCAAGUUCAAGACACAGCUGCCGAACACAGUACCAUGCCCUACCGUGCACCCGAGCUUUUCGACGUCAAGACUGGCUCUACCAUCGACACAAAAGUAGACAUUUGGAGUUUGGGUUGUACACUAUAUGCCUGUCUGGUCGGCAAGUCUCCCUUUGAAGCUCGCAGCGAAGAAACCGGUGGAAGCCUGAGUCUUUGUGUCUUGGGAGGUGACUGGAGAUUCCCAGAUGAACACAACGCACAAGCAAACAAGAGCAGAGGAAAGCAAAGGAUGCCGUCAAACUCGGAUGCCCCACCACCACAAGACGCUCCUGUGACUGAGAUGAUCAAGGAUGUUGUCAGGAAAUGUUUGAGUGUCGAGCCUUCGGAAAGACCAGAUGUCAAUGAACUGCUCACCAUGGUGGACACUGUCAUUGCAACUCUGCCCGAAGAUGGAGAUCCACUGGAAGAGUAG
This is a messenger RNA of Aureobasidium subglaciale EXF-2481, 1254 nucleotides long. RefSeq lists its product as uncharacterized. Gene Ontology annotation, molecular function: protein serine/threonine kinase activity; ATP binding. The coding region runs from base 1 to 1254 and encodes 417 amino acids. Gene Ontology annotation, cellular component: Golgi apparatus; cytoplasm. The record is from RefSeq and is a predicted model, not a curated record. Lineage: Eukaryota; Fungi; Ascomycota; Dothideomycetes; Dothideales; Saccotheciaceae. Gene Ontology annotation, biological process: protein phosphorylation; regulation of vacuole fusion, non-autophagic; vacuolar protein processing. The transcript is spliced from 2 exons.